Drosophila erecta is the source of this 2409-nucleotide messenger RNA. RefSeq names its product kinesin-like protein Klp59C (gene Klp59D). Gene Ontology annotation, biological process: microtubule-based movement. The record is from RefSeq and is a predicted model, not a curated record. Bases 71 to 2278 code for a protein of 735 amino acids. The transcript has a single exon. Gene Ontology annotation, molecular function: microtubule motor activity; microtubule binding; ATP binding. Lineage: Eukaryota; Metazoa; Arthropoda; Insecta; Diptera; Drosophilidae.
CAAGAAAAGUAUAUUCAAGCUGAGAAUCAUAAAAGAAAUCUUUGUCUGUUAUAAAUCGCAAACACCAAAUAUGGAUCGCAUCCAGAUUGGCGAGGAGCUGUUCUUCCAAAGAAGCGACGGUCGCGUCCAUCCGGUUGUCUGCACUGCCAAGAAUCUGGAGCAGGAUUCCAUAACGGGUGAGUGGACCGAGGGCACGGUGAUCAAGGGUAAGGAGGUGCCAUUAAGCACGCUGAUUGGCAUCAAUCGCCAUAUCUUCGCGGAGAAUCAAUCGCCGCCAUCGAAGCUAAUGAACUCCCUGAUGCCGAAGCCAAGGGCUCGCAGUCCGCCCGGAGCACCUAGCUCGAUUCGUAAGACCCACACUGGAAAUCCGUACGCAGAGCGCCUCAGAGUCCCAGACUGCCGCAGUAAAAUUGCCACGCGAAAGACGGAUCCUGCUCCGGCGGGAGCGGGAAAUCGUGAGCAGGGUCGAUCUCACACCCCGCGGGUGGCCACCUGCAGGCCGAUCCGUGAUGCCAGCCCCACCCAAGGUCGCAGGGCACAGGGUGGCCCCAAAGGGAGCAGCAGCAACCAACGCUGUUCCAGUGUCGUGAGGGAGGUGAACCGCAUGAAGGACGAGAGGGAGAAGCGACGGGCUCGCCAGGUGGAGCAGCUGCAGGAGAAGGAUGCAAUGCGUCGCCAGGAUCCGGGGAAUCCCAACUGGGAGGUGUCGGCAAUGUUGCGCCAAUACCGCACAACCUUGAUCUUUUCGCCACUGCGCUGCCUGGAUCCCCAUGGAUCCACUGUUCAGCAAAUUACGGUGUGUGUGCGAAAACGACCCUUGAGCCGCAGGGAGGAGAACACCAAGAACCUGGACGUCAUCACAGUUCCCAGUGCCGACACCCUGAUCGUGCACGAGCUGCGCCUCAAGGUGGAUCUCACCAAGUUCCUGGAGCACCACAAAUUCCGUUUCGACUACACCUUCGACGAGCAGUGCUCCAAUGCGCUGGUCUACGACCAUACCGCUCGUCCUUUGAUCAGGACCAUGUUCGAGGGCGGCAAUGCCACUUGUUUCGCAUACGGACAAACUGGCAGCGGAAAAACGCACACCAUGGGCGGCGAGUUCUUCGGAAAGAUUCAGGAUUGCGGGACCGGCAUCUACGCCAUGGCAGCCCGCGAUGUCUUCGAGGAGGUAGCUCGUCCGGAGUACAGGGAAAUGGGCGCCAAGAUAACGUGCAGCUUCUUUGAAAUCUACGGCACCAAGGUGUUCGAUCUCUUGCUGCCCAACAAGCCGCAGCUGCGCGUCCUGGAGGACGGCAGACAGCAGGUCGUGGUGGUGGGUCUAACGGAGAUGCCGGUGACCAAAGUGGAGGAUGUCCUGCGGCUGAUUGAGCACGGCACCAAGGAGCGCACUUCCGGCCAGACCUCCGCGAACGCCAAGUCGUCGCGUUCCCACGCCGUCUUUCAAAUAGCACUGCACAUGCCCGAUUCCUGGGGUCCCUACGGCAAGUGCUCCUUUGUGGACUUGGCUGGCAAUGAACGCGGUGCGGAUACGCAAUCCGCCGAUCGCCAAACUCGCAUUGAGGGGGCCGAGAUCAACAAGUCCCUGCUGGCCCUCAAGGAGUGCAUUCGAGCCCUCAGCCGGCAGUCGAGCCACCUGCCAUUCCGUGGGUCCAAGCUGACCCAGGUCCUGCGCGACUCCUUUGUCGGCGGCAAGAAGAACAAGACCUGCAUGAUUGCCAUGAUAUCGCCAGCCAUGAGCUGCGUGGAGCAUACGCUCAACACACUACGUUACGCAGACAGGGUUAAGGAGCUUAUAGCCAAGGAGGAAGAUAUCUUGCAGUCCGCAGAAGGGGAAGCGGAUGGGGAUGGGGACAAGUCUCCCGAUCUCGAAGACGAAUCCGAGCCAGAAAUGCUGGCUGACGAGGAGCUCGACGAAGAGCAGGAGGAUGAGGAGAAUCGGCAUAUAACCAUAUCCUCCGAGGAGGCAAGCUCCUACACUCAAAACAUCAGUUUUGGCCAGAACUGUAACCACACCAUCGACAUACCCGUGGAGCUCCGAGAAGUGACUGAACAGCACGGACUUUUGGUAGAAUAUCUGGAGGACUACGCUCGCAAUUUCCGGGAACUGGCAACGAAAGUGGAACUGGAGCAAUACACGCAAAAUUCAGAAAGCUUAUUACUGGAACUGCUAGCAAUGGUGAGCCGUACCCGGGAUCUAACGCUCAACUACAACACGCAGAAAUUUAUGAACAAGGGUCACCAGAAUGCAUAUAAGGACGAGCAGGAGGAUUCCGAGUAAGAUAUUUUCCACCUACUAACCCAAGAAUAUGAAUCUAUUUUCUACCACUCUGUAUCUUUUCAAUUGCGUUUGGGGGAACCCCGAAUGGCUCAGAUUUCGAUUCGAUAAACAAGCAGUUAAUGAAAAUUCAA